Talaromyces marneffei is the source of this 627-nucleotide messenger RNA. RefSeq lists its product as uncharacterized. Bases 1 to 627 code for a protein of 208 amino acids. The transcript has a single exon. Lineage: Eukaryota; Fungi; Ascomycota; Eurotiomycetes; Eurotiales; Trichocomaceae. The record is from RefSeq and is a predicted model, not a curated record.
AUGCGCGCCUCUCUCCUCUUCGCCGCGGCCCUGACUGCCCUCGGCGCUAAAGCCGACAGCUCCAGCAGCACAAUCAUUGGCUUCUUCGCGCCAAACUGGGACGUCACAGUCCCCCAAUACGGCGGCUAUACCAGCACCGCCGCCAGUCUCGCCAACGUCAACACCGCAGCCGCAACAUACCACGUCGGAUGCGUCAAGGACGCCCCCAAGACAGACUGCGACUACCCCAGUUCAUGGACCAUCGUCCAAGGCCCUGCGACAGUCAGUGUAACGGCCGUGUACAUCGCAAGCAGCUCCGGCAAGGACACCAACUACGAUUUGACUGUUACUGAGUCGUACGAGUGUUCUCUGAAAUCGUCCAUCCAAUCUGCUAGUUGUACCAUGAGCGUUGGGAUAACAGGUUCCGUGGAUGGGGCGAAAUAUACUUCUUCGACUUCGACAAGCGCGACGUAUACCACGGCUCCCAUCUCGGAUUCGUAUGUUCCGUUGACGGUUACGGCGGGGUUGAGUUCGUUGACGGCCCCUGAGGCGACCAAGACGGGGGGUGCAGUUGCUGCGACGGGUGUGGUGGGUUCGAUGAUUACAGCUGCGCCGGUGGUUGCUGCAGCAGUGGCUGCUUUGUUGUAA